This is a messenger RNA of Lolium perenne, 2829 nucleotides long. RefSeq lists its product as uncharacterized. The record is from RefSeq and is a predicted model, not a curated record. NCBI's taxonomy places the organism in Eukaryota, Viridiplantae, Streptophyta, Magnoliopsida, Poales, Poaceae.
GCGCUGCCGGAUAUGGCAAGUCGGUGCCAGCGAUUACGGACGCCUCAGAUCUAUUCCGGUGGCUUGGAGUAGAGACCGUCUCACCGGAGCUCCUAGACACGUCAUCGUUGAUCGGGAGGGCCCCUGUGGUGGCGCAUCAACUCAAAACGCAGCGGCGGUCUCGGGAGUACAGGGGAGCUAUCUUCAGGAGAUGAAUCCAGAACUGUAUCCGUCUAGUAAGCCAAUGUAGCAAGCUAAGCUGCAGCACAUGGGAAUUCAGCAUUGGCAAAGUAUAAUCAUUGCCAGGGGAUCAAAACACAAACCACGGUUAUCAAGAACAACACAUCAGGGAUCUGGCCGUCAAACCAUCAAUGGCUCACAUAGAGUUCUUGGAUGGCUUGCAUCAGCGACAACAAAUGUGAGCCCGGGCGUUGUGUAUUUUGUAGGAAUUGACACACAGGAGCCGUGCGGAACUCUACGAUGGCCUCGGGGUCUCUCCUCAUCCAUGGAAGCGGUUGGGAUGUGGGUCCAUUGCAAGGGUGCCCGGCAGUUUGGAGCGUCGGGGAGGUGCCAGAGACAGGAUAAUUCCUUUUACAAAGACAAGAGUUCUUACACUAACUAGUGGGCCUAGGGCGACAAAUCAAAGAAGAUGGAGGCAGAGCCCUGUUUAGAGCUUGCCGAUGGCGAUACGAGGAAAGACAAUGUAAAGAAAGACAAGAAGAAAAAGAAAGAGGGGAAGAGGAAAGAAGCUGAGACCAAAGGGCAGGAGCAGACAUCUGACACUGCUUUUGAAGAUUCGGCAGCAGAGAGAUGCGAGGUUGAGGGGAAGCAAUCUAGCAAGUCGAAGAAGAGCAAACACAAGCGUAGCGAUGUUGGCGAGGAUUCCGCUGGUGAUCGAGUUGUGCCAGAAGAAGAUAAGAAGAGAAAGAAGGACCAUCCAGCUGUGCGGGAAGAGAGCAGCCGGAAGCGGACACUUGAUCGUACCGUUGACAAUUCAGUGGUCGAAAGAGAUGGGGUUGAGGGAAAGAAAUCUAGCAAGUCAAAGAAGAGCAAACACAAGGAUACUGAUGCUGGUGAUGCUUCUGCUGCCGAUCAAGUUGUGGUAAAAGAAGAUCAGAAGAGAAAGAAGAAGCAUCCAGUUGUGCUGGAAGAGAGCAGUCAGAAGGAGACACUUGAUACUACCGUUGAAAAUUCAGUGGUAGAAAGAGAUGAGGUUGAGGGGAAGCAAUGUAGCAAGUCAAAGAAGAGCAAACACAAGGAUAAUAAUACUGCUGCCGAUCAAGUUGUGGCAAAUGAAGAUAAGAAGAGAAAGAAGAAGCAUCCAGUUGUGCUGGAAAAGAGCAGCCAAACCAAAAAUACUAACAGAGAUGAGAAUGGAGAGAUCAAGGAGAGAGGAAAGGAAGGCGAUAAAUCCAGUCCAGAACUUAGUGAGAAUGUAUCUGCUGGGAGAGCGGAGGCUGAAGUAGAUGGUAAGAAUGAUAGGAAGAAAAAGAAGAGCAAGGAGGGAACGCGAGAUGGAAUAAAGGAGAAAGUAAAGGCAGCUCAGUCAAAGAACAAGGGCAAGCGGGUGAGCUUUGCUGAUACCACGGAAGUGUUCAGAACUGAAGCUGGUGAUGGUGAGGGGAACGAAGGAGGAAAAAAGAAAAAUAAAAAGGCAGCUCAGUUAAAGAACAAGGGUAGGCGUGUGAGCUUUGCUGAUUCUGAGGAGGUGUUUGGCAUCGGAGGUGGCGACAAUGGAGAAGGUGGGAGCAGUGAUGAAUCUAAAUUUGUGCAUGGACAGAGGUUUAGCCCAGAGGAAGACGCCACCCUCAUGGAAGCUAUAAGGGAUUUUAUAGAGAUGAAGCAAUUGGGAGAGAAAGGCUUUGAGAUGAUUCAGUCUUCUCGUAAACACAAAGAGCUCAGGGGUUGUUGGGAUGUUAUAGGGAAAUGUUUACCCCAUAGACCUCACCAAGCCAUAUACAGCCGGGCACGUGUAUUACUCAGUAGGAGUGAUCAACGUAAAUGGACACAAGAAGAAAAAGAGCAUAUUCGGCGGUUUGUCCAAAAUAAUGGCACGGAGUGGAAGACAUUGGCACGUGAACUUGGGAAGUGUAAUAUCCAUGUAAAAGAUACUUGGAGAAGAAUAAAAUCUGAGAACUUGAAAAAAGGACAUUGGACACAGGAUGAGCAUCAAAAGCUAUUCGAUAUGGUGAACCUUGACUUGCGUAUAAAAGCUCAUCAAAUAAAAGAUCCCGAUAAUCGGAAGCUUAGGGAUAACAUUUCCUGGGAGGAAAUCAGUGAUAAAUUAACCACCCGUAAUCACAAGAAUUGCUGCAUGAAGUGGUACAAUACAUUAGCAUCUCCGAUGGUUAGGAAAGGAAUCUGGGCAGAUGUUGAUGAUUAUCUAAUGGUGGAAGCGCUCCAGAAGGAUGAUGCUGUUUGUGUCGAAGAUGUCGAUUGGGACAGCCUUCUCGAUCACAGAUCUGGUGAAGUCUGCCGCCAAAGAUGGAACCAGAUAGUCCGUGGCAUUGGCGGCCACAGGGAGAAGCCUUUCAUCGAGCAGGUUGAGGUGUUGUCCAGGCGCUACUGCCCGGAGAUGAUCGAGUACAGGCAACCGCGGGAAUGAUCGCCCACCCUGUCAAAGCUGUAUGCCCCUUGACAAAGGGGCGUGAUCUGUCUGAUAUCCUGCAUGUUAGCGAGCAUGUGUUGUCGCCUGAAAAAUGUGGGAUUUAUGAGAUGUGCAUGGUUUCUUACUUACCAGCUAGCACUGAGCAAAGCUAGGUGUCAUCUAGUUUUCCUUUACAUGGCAGAGUGAUUUAUGACAUGUGUUUUGUUUACUUUGCUUAUUUAUAUGUUGUCCGUUGAGCUUGA